AUGCUGGAAGAAAAUGGGCAAAAGCUAAAAGUCGUAUCAACUGUGCCACCAGUUGAAGUAAAGGAGGAUAAGGUGACCAUGCUCAAAUGCGUUAUUCUUCUCACCCUACUCAGUGUUGGAGUGAGAGGGCUUGGAGGUGGCCCGGUUUUUGUGGAAACAAACGAGAUCUUGCUGGAAGAAAAACCAAAAUUUAACUAUGAGCCUGACAAGAGAGUUCUCCCAUCAAACUACUGCUCCUACCGACAGUGCCCGAGUUUCACAAAGUUCAGCUGGAGCAAGUGCGACUGUAUUCCUUGCUUCCAGCAGUCAUGUCCCCUGGGCCAGAGUCCAGACCCCUUUUCUUGCCGUUGUAGUCCCGCGUGUGGAAAUCUGAACUGUCCCGUCAACCAGAGGGCAAACCCUCUGACAUGUCGCUGCGAGUCGGCCUGUGGGAACGUUCGUUGUGGAGGAGGACUUAUACUGAACGAGGACACCUGUACCUGUGAGUCUCCCUGUGCAAACGGCCAGUGCAGUGCAUUCCAGUUGAGUUGUGGUAAUGUACGCUGUAGCCCACAGCAACAGUUGAAUGAACAGACCUGCCGCUGCGAAUGCCGCUCGCAAGUUUCCUGCCAAAUUGGAGAGUUUUUCAACCCACUGUUCUGCCAGUGUGAGUCCGUGUGUGGCAACAUCUUAUGCUCUGCUCCCCAAGUUUUGAACAACCUCAACUGUCGCUGCGAGUGCCCAAUCAGCCGACUCUGUGGAGCAAAUGAACAGUUCAACCCACGCACAUGUCAGUGUGAGUCUCAAUGUGGAAACAUCCGGUGCAGUGUCUCUCAGGUUCUCAAUCCACUCAACUGUCGCUGUGAGUGCCCAAUCCGCCUACCCUGUGGAGCAAACGAACAGUUCAACCCACGCACAUGUCAGUGUGAGUCUCAAUGUGGAAACAUCCAGUGCAGUGUCCCUCAGGUUCUCAAUCCACUCAACUGUCGCUGUGAGUGUCCAGCUGAUUUACUGUGUGGGCCAAACGAACCGGUCAACCCUCGCACUUGUUCUUGUGAAUCUCAAUGUGGCAAUGUCCAAUGCACUUUUCCUCGUGCCCUCGAUAGUGAAAACUGUCGCUGCGAGUGUCCAGUUCAACUACCAUGCAGAAUAAAUGAGUCCUUCAAUCCUAGUACUUGCCAGUGCGAGUCGACCUGCGGAAACACCCAGUGUUCCUUUCCACAGCAGUUGAAUCGACAGACAUGUGCCUGUGAGUGCCCAUUCACCAUAACAUGUAGCCUCGGACAGACUUUUAAUGACCGCUCCUGCCAGUGCGAGUCAAACUGCAGGAACGUUCAAUGUCCCUUCCCGCAGAGACUCAACUUUGCCACCUGCGAGUGUGAGUGCAGCAGUCGACAGGCAUGCACAUUCCCACAAGAGUUCAGCCAGAGAAACUGCAGGUGCGAGUGCCCAACAGUAGCUAGCUGCUCCUUCCCCCAACUGUUUGACUUCCAGUCAUGCGAGUGUAGGUGUCCGGGUAGCACAUCCUGCAAUGCCGGCUCCGUCUUUAACUUUGGCACCUGCCAAUGUCAGACAAUAACAAUACAGCCACCACCGACCGUACCCUCUGCACCAAGCAUACAAUUUCCUCCGCCUUGCAGACUCACUGAGGCAAGCUGCAACAGUCAACAGAUCCUCAACACAAGGUCGUGCACCUGCGACUGCUUCGCUUUCUCCCUCGCGAUCCCCGGGAGGCAGGGGUUUGCAGGCGUCCCAGCUGUGGCUCCCCAGACCUUCCCACCACAGGUUGGUGUGGCUGGAGGUGGUUUCGGUGUGGGUUUGGUGAGAGUAACGGGGACCAGGGGGACUAAACGCAAGGGGACACGACGCUCCACACGUCGACGUGGCAAGAGGGCAACAGACGAACUGGACGCGACCGAUGCAAUGUUAGAAGAAGACAUCCGUGAAGAUGACGAGAUCAACGACGCCGCUGGAGAUAUGGACGCCAGCAAGAUGUGGGACACAGAUGAACCAGAUAUGACUGCCAGAGUGGUGAAAGAAGACAGGGAUGUAGACGACAAGGAGAUCAAGACUCGGGAAAGAAGGCAGUUCUUUUUCAGCACUCGAGGAACCCGCAGGACCCGCUGCACGGGAAGACGUCGGACAAGAAGCCGCUGUUUUGGAGUAGCUCUACCUCUACCCCAACAACUACUACUCCAAGGCCCAGCUGUGUUUCCUGGAAUGCGGGGUGUUGCUGGACAAGCCUCAAUACCCCCUGCAACCACACUCGUUACCCAGUGUCCUGUUGGAACAACAGCAGAUAUCUUCUCCUGUACCUGCAUCUGAAAGUACUUUUAGUAGUGUGUAAAGGAUAUAUACCCAAUAAUGUAGUCAUAUUAAGUUGGAAAUGUUG
Messenger RNA from Geodia barretti, 2371 nucleotides. The record is from the annotation of a GenBank genome assembly. Lineage: Eukaryota; Metazoa; Porifera; Demospongiae; Tetractinellida; Geodiidae.